Molecule: messenger RNA, 790 nt
Organism: Camelina sativa (false flax)
Lineage: Eukaryota; Viridiplantae; Streptophyta; Magnoliopsida; Brassicales; Brassicaceae
Product: putative two-component response regulator-like APRR4
Biological process (GO): cytokinin-activated signaling pathway; phosphorelay signal transduction system
Molecular function (GO): DNA binding
Source: RefSeq, a predicted model, not a curated record
UUCCCAAGAAAAUUUUAGAGAUCAUGAAUGUUGAAAACAUCAGUCGAGAAAACGUAGCCAGCCAUCUCCAGAAAUUUCGGAUGGGUAUGAAAAAGGGGAAUGAAAAGAUUAAGAAUGAGGAAACAACAAACCUAGCUUUGAUAACUCCGCAAGAAGGAAUAAUGUAUGUUGGAGCAGAUGCAUCACAGUACUUCAGAGAAAAAAAUUUCCAAUUGCCAACACAUCAUGUCAACAAUAUUCCUCAACCUACUUAUGUGCCGCAACACACCACAAACCCUAACAAUCUCAUGACACAUCUCAUAUCACCUCUCGAACAUCAUUAUGAUGAGGCCUUUGUUGCGGUUUCUGGUAGAGGCCUAGUGAUGAAUCAUCAAUAUCACAAUCAUCAUCAGACCUCGGACUUCACCGUAGAAGAAACUUUUGGGUAUAAAAACUUUCAAGAGGAAGAAGAGCCAACGGUUGCAAGCUUAAUGUUGACGCCCAACCCGAAACAUGUAGAGUUGUACCCUUGCCAGCCAGAGUAUAAUUCUAUGGAAAUAAGGAACAAUCAUGAAGUUGGGACAUCAUCAUCCAUGUUACAUUUGCCUCAAUUAAUUUCUUCUCCUCGCACAUAUAGUUUAGAGCAGCAUGAAAGUGGAGGAUUCAGCUACAACAGUGAUAUUACCGGGUCCAUAAACUAUAGCAAGUCAGCCUAAUCUUACUCGGUAUGGAUAGAUUCGUUCUCUUUUGCUAAAGAGACUAAUCCAAGAUUGGGAUUUGCAUGAAGAAAUCAAGAUGGGUCAUGAUCGGG